Molecule: messenger RNA, 2121 nt
Organism: Vicia villosa (hairy vetch)
Lineage: Eukaryota; Viridiplantae; Streptophyta; Magnoliopsida; Fabales; Fabaceae
Exons: 2
Coding region: 1-2121 (706 amino acids)
Source: RefSeq, a predicted model, not a curated record
AUGCGAGCGGCUUUGAUGUGGACAAUUAAUGAAUUUCCUGCAUAUGGCAUGUUGUCUGGAUGGGGUACACAUGGUAAAAUGGGAUGUCCGCAUUGUAUGAAUCACACAAAAGCGUUUACUUUGGACUUUGGUGGGAAAAGUUCGUGGUUUGACUGUCAUCGUAGUUUCUUACCUACCAACCAUGAAUUUAGAAGGAAUAAAGAUGCUUUUAGAAAAGGAAUAAAAGUAAAAGAUCUAUCUCCCCCUCGAUUGUCAUCGACUCAAGUAUGGAAUAAUGUUUGUGACCUACCAAAAUUCACAGACUAUGGUGAAGCACGUAGAAUUAAAGGAUAUGGGGUUGACCAUAAUCGGACAAAAAGAAGUAUCUUUUGGGACCUCCCAUAUUGGAAGGAUAAUUGGUUGCUUCAUAAUCUUGAUGUUAUGCAUAUUGAGAAGAACGUUUUUGAUAAUGUGCUUAACACGGUGAUGGAUAAUGAGAAGACAAAAGAAAAUGAGAAGGCUAGGAAAGACAUGGAACUUUUGUGUAAUCGAAAAGAAUUGGAGUUGAAACCUCGACCAAACGGAAAAUUAUUAAAACCCAAGGCUUGUUACACUCUUACUCCCCAAGAAGCAAAAGCUGUAUGUCGGUGGUUAAAUGAAUUGAGGAUGCCUGGUGGUUAUUCUUCUAACCUAGCAAGAUGUGUUGAUGCCAACACUAGGAAAUUGCAUGGAAUGAAAAGUCACGGUUGUCAUAUUUUCAUGGAACGAUUACUUCCAAUUGCAUUUAGUUCACUGCCCAAGAAUGUGCUUAAUCCACUAACUGAGAUCAGUCAAUUUUUUAAAGACAUUUGUGCUUCAACUUUAAGAGUAGACAACAUCAUUAAAUUGGACCGAAAUAUUCCUGUCAUUCUUUGCAAGUUGGAGCAAAUAUUCCCGCCAGGUUUCUUUGAUUCUAUGGAGCAUCUCCCUGUGCAUCUUGCUUAUGAAGCUUUUCUAGGUGGACCUGUUCAAUAUAGAUGGAUGUAUCCAUUUGAGCGAUUCAUGGGUGAUUCAAAGCGAUCAGUUAAAAAUAAGGCACGAGUUGAGGGAUCAAUUUGUGCACAUUAUAUACAUCGCGAAACAUCACAUUUUUGCUCUCAUUAUUUCAAUCACAUGAUGUUGUCUCCAAGAAUCAUAAGGAACGAAGUUCACUUCAAUGAAAGAAGUAAAUUUACCUUAUCAGUUUUCGGUCGUCCAGGCCAUCCCGCAGGGAAGAAGAGUGAGCAUUGGCUUUCACAAAAAGAAAUGCAAUAUGCUCAUGUUCAUGUGCUGAUUAACUGCGUUGAAGUUAAACCAUAUCCUGAGGCAUUUGGUACCUACUAUUAUCAAAGCACAGGCGAACAACCAUCGACUGGUUACACACAUGCCUAUUUUCCAACAUGGUUUAAGCAGCAAUUAUCAUGUAUUGUUACACCAAGUCCUGACUUAAUACAUUUGCGAAAUUUUUCUGAAGGCCCUAGUCAACGUGUAAAUGAAUGGAACACAUAUUUUGUAAACGGUUACAAAUUUCACACUGAGGAAUGGAGUGUAGGGAAGAAAACCGUAAACACUGGUGUAGUCGUAAAAGGAGUUACAGAGGGUGGUGAGGACGACUUCUAUGGGGUUAUCACACAUAUUUACGAGUUGGUUUAUAAUUAUAUGGACUCGGAAAAUAAAGUUGUCUUAUUUUAUUGUGAUUGGUAUGAUCCAUCUUCUAGAGGAACAAAAAUUGAUAAAAAGUAUAACACUGUUGAGAUUCGAAGAGAUAGAAAGUACAAAGAGUAUGACCCUUUCAUUAUGGCACAUAAUGUUAGGCAAUUUUAUUAUGUACCUUAUCCUUCAAUUACCCCACGGAAACGAGAAUGGUGUGUUGUAAUCAAGUCCAACCCAAUGGGUCACAAUGAGACUGAUGAGUUAAUGGAAGAUGUUGCAUACCAACAUGAUGAGAUUUCACCUGUUAAUGAGGUAAUUGAAACCGAGGAGAUUGUAAGUUUGUGUGAUACUGCAGUUGAGGGUCAACAAGUUGACGCAAGUAUCUUGUUGUCAACAAAUCCUAUGGAAGAAGAGCAUGAAGAGUUAAGAGAGUCUGAAGACAAUAAUAUCAGAUGCGAUGAAGACAACUAA